AUGGCACACCAAGCACACGCCUACCACAUAGUUGACCCAAGCCCUUGACCCCUCACAGGAGCUGUCGCAGCCCUUCUACUCACAUCAGGACUAGCUAUAUGAUUCCACUUUGGAUCAUUGAUCCUCCUUACACUAGGCCUAAUCACCAUAAUCCUCACUAUAAUCCAAUGAUGACGAGACAUCAUUCGAGAAGGAACCUUCCAAGGACACCACACUCCUCCAGUUCAAAAAGGGCUCCGAUACGGAAUGAUUCUAUUCAUCACAUCCGAAGUAUUCUUUUUCAUUGGUUUCUUCUGGGCAUUCUACAAUUCAAGCCUUGCCCCCACUUACGAACUAGGAGAAUGUUGACCACCAACAGGGAUCACCCCCCUCAACCCAUUCGAAGUUCCUCUACUUAACACAGCCGUACUCCUAGCUUCAGGGGUUACUGUCACAUGAGCCCACCACAGCAUCAUACAUGGAAAUCGAAAAGAAGCAAUCCAAUCCCUAGGCCUAACUAUCCUCUUAGGUCUCUACUUUACCGCUCUCCAAGCAAUAGAAUAUUAUGAAGCCCCUUUUACUAUUGCCGACGGAGUUUACGGAUCCACAUUCUUCGUUGCCACAGGGUUCCACGGACUUCACGUCAUUAUCGGCUCUUUAUUCUUAUCCGUGUGCUUCAUUCGACAAAUCCAAUACCACUUCACGUCAAAACAUCACUUCGGCUUCGAAGCCGCCGCAUGAUAUUGACAUUUCGUUGACGUAGUCUGACUCUUCCUGUACGUCUCUAUCUACUGAUGAGGCUCAU
Messenger RNA from Xenopus tropicalis (tropical clawed frog), 784 nucleotides. The record is from the annotation of a RefSeq genome assembly. NCBI's taxonomy places the organism in Eukaryota, Metazoa, Chordata, Amphibia, Anura, Pipidae.